GUCACUUUUUUUUUUUAUUACUAUUUACUUAUUUCCUUAUAAAUUUUUUUUCUUGUUACUUUUUCUUUGUUUCUUCAUGACAGGAAAGGACAUAUCAAUACUUCAAGACUCUUUAACAUACAUCUUAAAUACGCAACAAGAAGCAGAUCUAAAAGUAGAUCAACCUUAUGAAUCGAUGAAUGACAUUCGAGAGGCAGCUAUUUCCUAUGCAAGAAAGCAUAAAUUUGCUGUCUCUACACUCAGAAGUGGGUCUCGUCAACUUGUGUUAGUCUGCAGACAUUCAGGCAAAUACAGAGUGUCCAAAACAAGAGAACAAGAGCAAAACAAAACAACCCGUAAAAAGCCUAGUCAAAAGAUCUCUUGUCCUUUUCAGAUCAGAGCAAAACCAACCACAGAAAAAAAGUGGAUUAUUUACAAGAUCAUUGAUGAACAUAAUCAUGAAAUGGCUUCAGAUAUCAAGGCUUAUGCUCAACAUCGUAAAUUAACACCAGAGUCCAAAUCCAUGAUUAUUAGUUUUAUUGUUGCUGGUUAUUCAAAUUCAGCCAUUAUGGAUCAACUUACAUCAAAAGGCAUACAGACCGUAUUAAAGAAAGAUGUAGCUAAUUUGCGACAAACAUAUCUAAAGCAGCAACAACAACAACAACAACAACAACAACAAACAGAAAUAUACCAACCAUGUACAGAAUCAUCUGUUGAAUUAAAAGAUCAUUUAUAG
This is a messenger RNA of Gilbertella persicaria, 715 nucleotides long. RefSeq lists its product as uncharacterized. The record is from RefSeq and is a predicted model, not a curated record. The transcript has a single exon. The coding region runs from base 77 to 715 and encodes 212 amino acids. Lineage: Eukaryota; Fungi; Mucoromycota; Mucoromycetes; Mucorales; Choanephoraceae.